This is a messenger RNA of Magallana angulata, 2151 nucleotides long. RefSeq lists its product as uncharacterized. The transcript is spliced from 6 exons. The record is from RefSeq and is a predicted model, not a curated record. Bases 451 to 1299 code for a protein of 282 amino acids. NCBI's taxonomy places the organism in Eukaryota, Metazoa, Mollusca, Bivalvia, Ostreida, Ostreidae.
UUGUCUUGAAACAUACAAAUAAUGUUUCUAUUGCUGCCAGACUAUUGUACUGCAUUUCUCCAAUAUACCAAACCUCGGUUGUGAAAGAUUGCUUAAUUCUGAUAGAUUUUGUGUAUUCAAGAACGUGAAAGUAAAUUCCUGAUAAUUGUCAGUACUCUGCAAUUUAACAAACACGUUGUUACUGCGUAACAUAAAAACAGAUUAUAGAUAUAACCCGUAAUAAAGUACUUCCGUGCGAAUCCAGAGGUUGAACAAAGGAAAUACAUAUUUUCACAAAUUUUGAAAUAAAACAUCAAUUAAAUACUUCCAGGAAGUACAUGACAGACAAAGUACAUUUUCAAUUGAUUCUUACCAUUCUGCAACUUAUACUCUAAUUCAUAACAAUUUGCGAUUCAGCUGAAUCUUGUCUUCAAAUGCAAACCAGGAUAGUUUGGCCUGGGAAAGAUAGGGAUGCCGAGUUGCGUGGUGUUUGCACUGCUCUUCAAAAUGGUCCAGUCUGCUGAUGGGGAGUGCACCACCAAUCAGUGGCCAUAUUCGUGUGAAGCUAACUUUAAAAUUGGGCCUUCAAAAUGUGAACCGUGUGAGAUGGGUAGAUACGGGUGUAACUGCUCCCAGGUGUGCUCCACGGGUACCUACGGGCUGAACUGCUACCACCAGUGUUACUGUACCGGGGACGAGGUGUGUGACCCCGCAGUAGGGUGUACAAAUGUUACAACAACCCUAUCACCGACCACUCUAAGCCAAUCAACAGCAAGAAUUUAUAACUAUACUUCAAUGAAUUCAGAUAGCACACAAUAUAAAACGAGUGAUAAGGCUCCACCCGAUCCGAAAUCCGAUACGGACCAGUCGAUGACCCUACAGGUCAUAGUGAUUGUACUGGUAUCGUUACUGGUGGUCGUGGUCAUCUCAUGCAAGUCCUGUGUCUGUUUCCUAGUGAGGCGAAAUUCGAAAGCUAAAACAUAUCAAAUAGGUACAAAACCAAGCGAAGAAGUUCAAGAAGCUGAUGAAGAAAAUAACGACGCGCAUUCUUAUCUGACGAUCAGUGAAAGGUCAGUCAGGAUAUAUGCCAGUGUUCACUAUGACGAGGCGGAGGAGGGGAAAAGUAGUCCCUCCGUAUCCCUCCACAGCAAAAAAGAGCAUACUAGCAGUGAGAGUGAUAAUAGUAAGGAAUCUGACAAUUAUUUGACUCCUAUAGUGAAUACUGGGGAGGAAACCAAAGCAGACAUUCAGGAAUCUUGUGACGAUAAUGAGGAUUCUAAUGAUAUAACGAAGCCUAUACUCUUAGAAACUUGUAUUUAAUCAAAAAUAUCAGUGCUCUGAAAAUAAGCAUGUGUUAAUACUUCAUCAAAAGCAUUACCAUAUCGAAUUAGCAGUUACCGAAAUAAUAUCAGCUUGAAUGGGGUGUAACUAAAGUAGUAAGGGAGAAGACGGUUGAUGGUUGGAUAAUUAGUGUUGCUUGAAUUGCAUGGGGAUCCGAUUCAAUACAAGGCUGGACAAUUUCGAUAAAGUACAGUGAAACGUGCGAUUAUGCUAAAAAAUAUCUUGAUGAGUAUAAUGAACACAUAGGUGCAUGUAAUCUAUGUACUUAGCAAUGCAAUGGUGCGAUGAUGAUUUUUGAAGAUCAACUGAAAGGUGUCCAGAUUGAAUUUUGUAUUAUGACGAUCAAAACGGUUAUGAUAUUUAUACACUGGUGUUUGUGGCGAUUCUAACUAUGCAGUAUCUCUCUGUUAUUAAAUUCCUUUAUCAUCGGAGAGAUCUAAGUAAAGAUGUUGAUGUUGCAAAUUAAAUUGAAAAUCCUUUUGUUGUUGUUGUUGUUGUAACUUAACUUAAAAAUGUUAUUUGUAUAUUGUAUAUGCUAAACAAAUAUUUAUAUAAUUUGCCAACUACUCUUGAAUAAAAUGUCUUGAAAGAUAAAACGGUAAGGAACAAUGAGAUUCGUUGAAAACUCGAAAGCUCUUCAUCCAAGGAUAUCUUUCAGAUUAACUAAAAUCAAUAAUAUAAUAAAAACUUUUUAAAAAUAAAAACCACAAAGACAAUUUUUUUUAGAUUAAUUGUAAUUUAUCACAGUUAAAGACAGAAACGUGUAAACAUUAUUUGAUGUUUACAGAACAACUUGAAUCAUUCACUCUACUCUUCCUAAUGAUUUCUCUC